Colias croceus (clouded yellow) is the source of this 1961-nucleotide messenger RNA. RefSeq names its product protein Red (gene beag). The record is from RefSeq and is a predicted model, not a curated record. The coding region runs from base 260 to 1750 and encodes 496 amino acids. Lineage: Eukaryota; Metazoa; Arthropoda; Insecta; Lepidoptera; Pieridae. Gene Ontology annotation, biological process: mRNA splicing, via spliceosome. The transcript has 11 exons. Gene Ontology annotation, cellular component: nucleus.
UAAGUGUUCUAUCCACAGAGUACUUUUUUAUAUGUGUUCUAUGCUUAUGGUUCUAUGUUUUGUAUUUUGUAGGGUUUGAUUUGAGAUAAAUAUCUCUAGUUGGUUUGAAAUUAUAAUACUUUUUGUAUAAUUAAUAGAUUUAAACUAAUAUGUUCAUUCUUUCCUAAUAAAAAACAUUAUUUGUAAACUCGAAUACCCAAAGGUUAAGUUAAUACCUCACAUUUGUUAGUAUUCGAAAUAGCCCCAAAACAUAUCUAAAAUGGAUGAACGAAGUGUGGAGGAUACCCCGGCGUCUCAAAGGCUUACCAAUGAAGACUUUAGGAAGCUGCUUAUGACGCCGAGGUCGACACCAUCUGGGGCUCACCCAGCUGGUUCGAUACGAGAGGCAAUGGCAAAUGCUGGGUCUAUGCCACCCCCCGCUGAGAAUAAAAGUGAGUUGCGGAGAAAGAAGAAAUCAUAUUAUGCGGCACUAAAGAAGCAAGAGGAUACUAAAUUAGCAGAAUUGGCAGAAAAGUACAGAGACAGGGCUAGGGAGCGGAGGGAUGGCUUGCAGGAUGUUAAUCCCUUGGAUCCUACAAGUAACACCAGUAGUGCUUACAGAGCUGUUGCACCAGAUGCAAAAUCUGGAAUGGAUGCAAAAGAAAGGAGAAGACAAAUGAUCCAGGAAUCCAAAUAUCUUGGUGGUGACAUGGAGCACACUCACUUGGUGAAAGGUCUCGAUUAUGCUCUGUUGCAAAAGGUGCGUUCAGAAAUUCAAACAAGAGAACAAGAACAGGAAGCAGAAAUGGAGAGAUUAGUCACCGCUCCUGUUGAAGAGGUCAAGGAGCAGAAGGAAGUUCCUGUUGAGGAAGAGAUGCAAUUUGAAACACCAAUGGCUAAAAAUAUCUACAACAUGAUCUUGGAACAGAAGUCCAAAAAGGUGACGAGGAACGAGCUGUUCGCGGCCGGUCGUAUGGCGUACGUGGUCGAGUUAGACGAGGAGGGUGCUAUAGAUAGCGACAUACCGACCACGCUCACGCGCAGCAAGGCUGACGUGCCCGAGAUGGACGAGCGGAGCUCUGCAAGCGCAGCCAAUGAUGUCGUGGUCGAUAAAUUGGCGCAGAUAUUCUCCUACUUGAGACACGGAAGACAUAGGAAGCUUAAGAAGAUGAAAGAAAAGGGCGGUGAAAAGGGUCGUAACGAUGAUUCAAUAUACGGUGACAUCGGUGAUUACGUGGCCGGAGAUAGGAGAAGUGACCGUCGCGAAGACAGACCGAGGUCGAGCUAUUUCGACAAACCCGUUGAGACUGAGAAGGAAGAAGGGCCAGGUCCGGUGGGGCGAAGGCCGGGUACAGUGGAGGAGCGCGACAAGCGGUCCGCAGCGCUGCUGUCGCGGCUCGCGGCGGAGCCCGAGGGCUACGCGGAGUGCUACCCGGGGCUCCGGGAGAUGGACGACGCGAUUGAUGACUCGGAUGAUGAGGUGGACUACUCGAAGAUGGACGCCGGGAAUAAGAAGGGGCCUAUUGGCCGUUGGGACUUCGACACGCAAGAGGAGUACUCGGCGUACAUGAGCAGCAAGGAGGCUCUACCGAAAGCCGCUUUUCAAUAUGGAGUUAAAACUCAAGAUGGAAGAAAAACUAGAAAAACUAAAGAUAAGAGCGAAAAGGCAGAAUUGGAUAGGGAGUGGCAGCAAAUUCAAAAUAUAAUUCAAAAACGUAAGGCGCCAAAAUACACAUCAGAAGAGCCGGGCUUCAAAACCCCGAGAUAUUAAAUAAGGUUUACAAAGAAGUUGGAAUAUUUUUACCACUUGUGUAUUUGAAGUGUUUCAUUUUUAUGCUUAGUUUAAGCAUUUAUAUUAAGUUGUAACAGCCUUAAAUAAUUUAAGACAGUUUUAAGGGUUUAAUUGUGUAAAUAUAAAUAAUAUGAAUGCAUUAUUAUAACACGCAAAACUGUACGCUAUAAAUAUAAUAUAAGAUGACAAA